Zychaea mexicana is the source of this 2281-nucleotide messenger RNA. Its product is annotated as major facilitator superfamily domain-containing protein. The coding region runs from base 96 to 1994 and encodes 632 amino acids. Gene Ontology annotation, molecular function: transmembrane transporter activity. The transcript is spliced from 6 exons. Gene Ontology annotation, biological process: transmembrane transport. The record is from RefSeq and is a predicted model, not a curated record. NCBI's taxonomy places the organism in Eukaryota, Fungi, Mucoromycota, Mucoromycetes, Mucorales, Lichtheimiaceae.
AACCAAUCGAACAAAAAAAAAAGCUAUAAAAACGACUUGCGUCUUUUUUCUUGUUGCGCACGUUUCCAAAAACCAAAUCUUCUCUACUAGCUAAGAUGCCCGACUCUUAUACUUUUAAAGAGGAGGUGUCCGAGAAGGUCUCGUACACCGAUGAGAAAACCACAGGUGACAUCUCUAAGGAAGAGCAAGGGAUUGGCCACAAGCUAGUUGUUGGUCAAGUCGAUCCUCAUACCGCUGAUAAGCUUACAACGGAAGUCCACGAUGCACAGCUGUCCGCCGGUGUCGCCAAAGUCGAAGCUGCUCAAGCUGUCUGGGGCAGAAAGGGUUACCUCGCCUUGCUCGGUGGUGUGUUCCUCGUUUAUUUCAUUUACUCCCUUGAUGGUGUAACUACUUUCCAGUACUUGGCAAUUGCAACCUCGUCUUUUGGUCAGCAUUCUAUGUUGGGAACUGUACAAACUGCAAGCGGCAUUAUCAUCUCUAUCGGCAAACCAUUCUACGCUAAACUCUCGGAUUAUCUCGGUCGUGCAGAAAUUUAUAUAAUUACAUGUAUUAUGUACAUUAUUGGCUACAUUCUUUAUGCUUCGUCACAAAAUGUCGGAGCUAUCGCUGGUGGUCAGGUCAUGUAUUCCUUUGGCUAUACUGGUUUGCAGAUGGUCACCUCUGUUGUUCUGGCUGAUGUAACCACUCUGAAGUACCGUGCCUUCGCUGCCGGUGUUAUGAACUUGCCUUGGGUCCUCAACACAUUCAUCGGCGGCUUUAUCUACCAAGGCAUUCUCGACGCAAACCAGUGGCGAUGGGGCUAUGGUAUGUUUAUUAUCAUGUUCCCUGUCUGCUUGGCUCCAGUUGUCGCAUCGCUACUUUGGGGUCAGUGGAAGGCCAAGAAGGAGGGUAUCUUGGAGAUUAUUCCAAACCCUGACAAGGAUUUCUUCAGAAACCCUAUCAAAGCAACAAUCACCGCCAACAAAGAAAUGGAUUUCCCUGGCUUGAUUUUUGUUGGUUUAGCCCUCGCACUUAUUCUUCUUCCAUUUACUCUUGCUCCUGCAGCCGUCAACGGCUGGCAAACACCCUCAUUCAUUGCCAUGAUAACCGUUGGUGGUGUGAUCCUGUUCAUCUUUGCCGGCUGGGAACUUUAUUUCGCAGAGAGAUUUGGCUACGUUCCCAUCGCUCCUCUCCGCUUUUUCAAGAACGGUAACAUUGCCGGUUCCAUCCUUGUCAACUUCCUCGACUUUGUUUCAUUCUACCUCCAAUACACAUAUCAAUCCUCGUUCGUUAUGGUGACCAAGACAGAGUGGUCCUGGUACGAAAUGUUCUUGUUCAAUAACGUCCAAACCAUUGGUUUGUGCUCCGCUGGUAUCAUCUCCGGUACUAUUCUGUUGUACUGGAAGCGACCCAAGUUCCUGAUGAUUGCUGGUCUUUUGGUCCGUUUGCUUGGUGCUGGCCUCAUGAUUCACGCACGUGGUGCCCUCGGUCCGGACGUUGAACUUGUCUGGUGCCAGCUUUUGCAAGGUCUUGGUGGCGGUUUUGCUUCCACGAUUUCCAGUGUCAUGGCGCAAGCCAUGGUGCCCCAUACUGAUAUGGCUGUCGUCACUGCAUUGGUGCUUUUGUUCGCUGAAGUCGGUAACUCUAUUGGCUCCGCUAUCGCCACGGCUGUGUGGGGCACCCAAAUGCCCCAUCAGCUCUCAGUUCAUGUGCCUGGCAACAACGCUACACUUAACGCUGAGCUCUUUGGCGCCAUUACCAAGAUCAUGGACUAUCCUGCAGACGAUCCAAUCCGCAUUGGUGCCAUUACAGCUUACGGAGAGGUCAUGAAGAACCUCUGUAUCGGUGCUACCAUUGUCGCCAUCUUCCCACCUAUCGUCGCCUAUUUCUUCCUCACUGAUAUCAAGUUGGACGACAAGCACAAUCAAUUUGAUAACCGUGAUCUUGCUGGUCGCAAGACAGAAGAAACCGUUAAGAAGGAGCAAGAAGAGAAGGCUGGUGUUACUUCUACUUAAAUAUUACUCCUUUCCUCGUUUACCAAACUGUCUCCUCUCCAUGCAUUCUACAUAUUCGAAAAAGUUUAAUACUCAUAAUCAUCUAAAUAUCUCUUAUUUAAUUAUAAUAUACUUUAUUGGGCCAACUUACUGGCUGUGCCUGUACUAUUGUCCUCUUAUUUAUCAUGAUGGCCCCAACUGUAAACUUCUGCUACUAUCUACAUUAUAAGAUACCAUCUGCUUUUUCAUUAUAUAUAAAACUUUCCCUCGAUUAUCCUCUUCUGCAUACAUCCUUACGACGUUUGUUG